Molecule: messenger RNA, 543 nt
Organism: Solanum verrucosum
Lineage: Eukaryota; Viridiplantae; Streptophyta; Magnoliopsida; Solanales; Solanaceae
Exons: 2
Coding region: 1-543 (180 amino acids)
Source: RefSeq, a predicted model, not a curated record
AUGUGUGAUGCAUUAGAAAGAUUGGAGUUGUGGGACGAGCUGGAGGCUUUAUCUGCUAAUAUUAAUAUACCUUGGAUGGUGGGAGGAGAUUUCAAUGUUAUUUUGAAUGAGGAGGAAAAACUUGGGGAAUUAGAUUUUACUCAGUUUGAGGCUUUGGAUUUCAGUCAAUGCAUUAAUAACAGUGCUCUAACAGAACUUAAGUUUGUGGGUAGCAUGUUUACUUGGUGGAAUGGUAAAAUUGAAAGAGACAUUAUUUUUAAGAGACUUGACAAAGUCUUUGGAAAUCAGGAGUUUAACAAUAUGUUACCUACUAGUGAAGUUCAUUAUUUAGUGAGACAAGGUUUGGAUCACGCACCUUUACAUGUCAUAUGCAAUUCGGAGGAGGAAGCAAAAAUGAAAAAAGUGAAAGGGGCGCUGGCAAAAUGGAGCAAGGUUACUUUUGGAAACAUAUUCCAGAAGGUUGCAACCUUGGAGGAUGAAGUCAAGGUCAUGGAGAUACAAUUGGAGAUUAAUACAAAUGAAGAAAAUAGGGCAGAUUUUUGA